Molecule: messenger RNA, 1683 nt
Organism: Aspergillus thermomutatus
Lineage: Eukaryota; Fungi; Ascomycota; Eurotiomycetes; Eurotiales; Aspergillaceae
Exons: 1
Coding region: 1-1683 (560 amino acids)
Biological process (GO): amino acid transmembrane transport
Cellular component (GO): membrane
Molecular function (GO): amino acid transmembrane transporter activity
Source: RefSeq, a predicted model, not a curated record
AUGUUCACACCGGCCAAAGAAAUCCAUCCAAGCGAGAAGACGGGUGAUACAGCCGCCCUGGGUGCUACUCGGUCUCACUCCGCCUUCGACACCGAAGGAGCCGUCAUCGAUCUCCCGCGAGCGCAGACUAAACGUGGCAUCCAGUCUCGUCAUGCGCAGAUGAUAGCAAUUGGCGGUAUUAUUGGCACCGGCCUAUUCGUGGGGACUGGUGAAGCUCUUGCAGUCGCUGGGCCCGCGAACCUCUUCCUUGCCUUUGCCACAAUUUGCUUCUUCGUUUACGGAAUGGUGACUACUGUAAUGACAGUUGGUACCUACCUUCCAGGGGAGGGUACCUCCAUGGCCGCUUACGCCUCGCGAUACGUUUCUAAAAGCUUAGGCUUUGCCAUGGGAUGGCUCUACUGGUACUCGUAUGGUAUCAUUGUCGCCUACGAAAUCACAGCUGCCGCACUGGUCAUCGACUACUGGCCGAACAACAUCAACGUGGCCGUCUGGUUGACCAUCAUGUUAGUCGUCAUCCUGGGGUUGAACCUGAUGCCAGUCCGCGUAUACGCCGAGUCUGAGUUCUGGUUUGCCUCGCUGAAAAUUAUCAUGAUUGUUGGGCUGCUCCUCCUGUCCUUCAUCCUUGCCGUCGGUGGGGGGCCAUCUCAUGAACGUCUGGGCUUCCGGUACUGGAAUGACCCUGGUCUGAUGAACAAGUAUUUGGUGGACGGUUCCGCAGGCCGCCUCUGUGCCUUCGUCUACGCUCUCGUCUUCUCCAUGUUUUCUUUCGUCUUUGGCCCGGAGCUCGUUGUACUCACCAGUGGAGAGAUGCGUUCUCCCCGCAGGAAUCUCCCGCGUGCCGCAAACAACUUCAUCUGGCGUCUCAUCGUGUUCUACGUGCUCAGCGCGCUUGCCAUUGGCGUCAUCUGCCCCAGCAACGCUUCCGGCCUAACGAACGGCGGUGUCGGCGCAGCAGCCUCCCCCUGGACCAUCGCCAUUCGAGAAGCCGGCAUCACAGUCCUCCCCAGCGUCAUCAACGGCGGCAUAAUCCUCUCCGCCUGGUCAUCCGGAAACUCCUACCUCUACAUGUCCAGUCGCAGUCUCUACUCGAUGGCAUGCGAAGGCAGCGCACCCCAGAUCUUCAGCCGCACAAACCGCUUCGGUGUCCCCGUCAACGCCGUGCUAGCUAGCAGUCUCUACGCGCUCCUAUCCUACCUCAACACCAGCUCGUCCAGUAGCUCCGUCUUCACCUGGCUCAUCAACAUCACCAACACAGCAGGCUUCAUUUCCUGGAUCUGCUGCUGCAUUAUCUUCCUCCGGUUCAUGGAGGCAUGCAAGGCGCAGGGAAUCACCAAUCUGCCUUACCAAUCCGUUCUACAGCCCUACGCCACCUGGGUCUGUCUCGUCUUUUUCACUCUUCUCUGCCUCGUCAACGGGUUCUCCGUUUUCUUCCCGGGGCACUGCUCUACUCAGACCUUUGUGACUUCCUACGCUGGUAUCCCUGCUUUCAUCGUGAUCUACCUCGUCCAUCGGACCGUUCAUCGAAACGAUCGCUGGGCGUAUCGUCCUGAGGAGGUGGAUUUGACCACUGGCUUGGAAGAAAUCGCCGCUCUUGAGGCCGAGGAGUUUCUCGAGGCCGAGCGGAGUUCCGAAGAAGAAACAAAGAAUAUAUGGCUCAAGAAGAUUAGGAAGACACUGGGUUAA